GCGCGCGGAGCGGGCGGGGGCGAGCGGGCGCCGCGCUCAGUGUGUCGGCGCGCGCCGCCGCCGCCAUGGGCAACCAGCACUCCGCCUCACACUACGUCCACAAGCCCAGCAAGAACGUGCGCUGGAAAACUGCAGGACGACCUGCUACACCAGGGAAGCCGGAUAUCGUUCCGAUACUCUCGGAUGACGAACCGAACUCGAUCACGUUGCGAUGGGCGCCGGCAGCGCACGACGGCGGCGCGCCUCUGCUGGGCUACCAGGUGGAGUGCAACCGCCUCGGCUCGCCGGACUGGAUCCGCACGGCGCCGCCUGUAGUGCUGCGCCCCGAGCUGGUGCUCACCGGCCUCGAACCUCCAUUCCGCUACCAGUUCCGGGUGGCAGCACUCAACGCCGUGGGACGCUCAGACUACAGCGACUUGUCCGACGUCCUCACGGUCAGUUCCGACCGCCUUCCUCAUGAACCACCACUAUUUCUUCAACACUUAGACGAUAUAACUGCUCUUGAAAACGAUAAAACCGAAUUCCGCGUUGCUUUCUCCGGCAUUCCACCGCCGACUAUAGCGUGGUUCAAGGAUGAUUAUGAAAUUUUCAGUAGCAGAAGGACGGCGAUCACAACGAGCGAGUCCACGAGCGUUCUUGUCUUUCAUCAAACUUUACCAAGCGAUGAAGGCGAAAUAAAAUGCACAGCAACAAAUCGCAGUGGACACGCAGUGACAAAAGCUCGACUGUCACUUGAAGCCGCACCGAAGUUACGCUAUCCGCGUCAAUAUGAGGACGGCUUGCUGUACGAAAUAAACGAAACCGUUUUCUUAAAAACGACGAUAGUUGGGAAACCGACGCCAACUAUAGAAUGGAGACAUGAUGGCCAACCCAUAGUGGUAGAUGACCGAGUGGAAAUCUCGAAUACUGCUAAGUUCUCGAUGCUGAAGAUACACUCAGCACGAAGGAGUGACCGUGGUGAAUACCAAAUACAUGCUAAAAACAGAAUCGGGGAAGACACAGCAGCUUUUCUCGUCACCAUCACUGCUCCUCCGGAUCCACCUCAGCGAGUAUCGGUCGCGCGUCAAGUAGAUAAGUCAGUCACUCUGGACUGGGAGCCUCCCGAGGACGACGGUGGCUGUCGCAUCGGCAACUAUGUGGUGGAGUACUACCGCAACGGCUGGAACGUAUGGCUCAAAGCAACCACUAGCCGCAAAACUAACGUCACUCUAUUCGACCUGAUCGAAGGGAGCGAGUAUCGUUUCCGUGUGAAAGCGGAGAGUCCAUAUGGGAUGAGUGCACCGAGCGUGGAAUCGGCUCCAGUGAAGAUACCUGGCCGGCCGGUCGACAUGGAGUUUUUGGCAGUGGAGUCUAAGAUAAUAAACGAGGUGCUGACGCGGGAGGAUGGCGCCGCAGAGGCGCGCGUGUCGCCGGCUCCGCGCCGCAAGCGCGCGCAGACGGCGCCGGCCGAGCCGCAGCCGCCGCAGCGCCAGCCGCGCCGCUCGCCCGCGCGGGACCUCUCCGGCAGCAGCGAGUUCAUGCUGGUACUGUACCCGGACUCACAGAAACAGAUGGAUAAAUCCGAAAAGCGGCAAUCUUUCCAACUCGAUCUGGAUUCACUGACGCCGCCCCCACUCUCGUUCUCUGCACCCGAGUUGAGCUCUCGCUGCGUGAUGCCAUUCAAAGCGCUCCGCAAUGCCGUCAGCUCUUCACAGCUUCUUCACGAACUUGCUAUGGCACGCGUACAUAAAGCAGUCGCCAUGAAAGAGGAACAAACUAAAAAUAAAGAUAGACCCCCUAAUCACAACACUGACAUUCCGUAUAAUUCUAGCCUUGAUCGCGAAAACGUAAAAAAUAACAAUAACAUAACAGAACCAAUGGAAGACACCACUGAAACAAAGAAAAAGCACCCAGAUAUUAUAAUCAAAUCAGAUUCCAUUGAAGAUACAGAGUAUAAAUAUAAUCCACAUCAAGUAUCGAUGGAUUCCGAAGCAUCAGAGCAUAAGUGGCAACAUAUGUCGUUUGAUGAAGACUAUACGGCUAGUACCGUGUCUACAGAUGAGGAAUAUACAGACGAUGGAAGUCUCGACGCAGACCUUGAUAGACGAAGCCAAUAUUCAAACGAAGAAGAAACAUACAAUCCAAGAGACAAAAUGGCUCGCCCUUCACCUUUAAAAGAGUUUAUCGAGGAAGAAGAAGAGCCGUCGGAAUCUGAGCCGCUAAAACCUUUACCUCUCCCUGACCCUAAUUUUGUUCCAAAACCUAUAUUAAAACGAAGAGAAGCCGAUAUAGUAGAAACAAAACCAGCAACGGAGCCAACUCCACCAAAAAUAGAAGAAAAGCCUAAAACAACAGACUAUCUCAAAAUCGAAAAGCCUAAAAUUUUUGAAAAAUCUAAAACUGCUCCAAAAACUAAGUCCUCCGAGAAAUCUGAAAAAUCAAAAGCAGUUGAAAAAGCUAAAAAAGAAGAUAAGAUAACAUUAUUUAAGAAAAUUACCAAAUUACCUGGUCAGAAAUCAUUUCAGUUUCCUAAAUUGUUAAACAAAAAAGGGCUUGAGAAAUCCGAAGAAGAUUUACCCAACGAGAAAACCAAAGUAAAUAAUAAAAUAGAUAAAAUACAAGAUAAAGUCAGUGAAGAGGGAAGGACAGUGAUCGAUUACUAUGGAAAUAUUGUAAAAGAAUACGGUAGACCAAAGAAAGCUCCUGCUCCUAUGUACCUUAAAACAGAAGAUUUGAAGGAAGCUGCUGAACAACAGCAACUAGAAGAAAAGAAACCGGAAAACAAUGAUGAAAAUAAAGCAACAAACCAAGUCCAAGCUCAAGCUGGAAAGCCAAAGAAAACGGUGACUAAACCAAAUAACACUAAAGUGGCACCUGUCAAAGGAAAACCGGCAAAUUCUGUUAACAAAGCAGUAAAGCCAAAAUCAUCGCCUACCGGAGACAAGAAUCAAUUAGAAAAGAAAGUCAAAACGGAACCGCCCAAACCUGUAGAUAUACAGAACAACACACCAAAGAAAGGUACUCAACAGAUAGUGCUAAGGAAAGCAGAAAGGGCAACUAUCGUUAUACCCAUAAACUAUCAAGAACUUGAAGAGAAAGCUAAAAUUAAUGUAAGGUCCGCCAUAGAUUACACAGUGGACGUUUGUUUACUAAUUCUAGCUUUUUGGGUUUACUUCUUCAAAGACGAGAGACUCGCCAUUCCCUUUCUCACCUUGAUUAUAUACCGACAGCUUCAAGAAACGCUCUUGCUGAAUAUUCCCGAGUGGUACAAACGUUAUACUCCGAACUGGCUCAAGAAGAAAACUUCUUGACCUCUCCCAAAAGACAUGUUGUGCGACAUUCUGAAUUGAUUGAAUUGUGAGCAAUGUAUGAUUUGUAUGAUAUUGUGAACAUAUUUGUUUUUAUUAAUAUAUAAACUUACAUAUUA
Trichoplusia ni (cabbage looper) is the source of this 3406-nucleotide messenger RNA. RefSeq names its product titin (gene MnM). The coding region runs from base 66 to 3290 and encodes 1074 amino acids. Gene Ontology annotation, molecular function: protein binding. Lineage: Eukaryota; Metazoa; Arthropoda; Insecta; Lepidoptera; Noctuidae. The transcript is spliced from 3 exons. The record is from RefSeq and is a predicted model, not a curated record.